Frankliniella occidentalis (western flower thrips) is the source of this 1635-nucleotide messenger RNA. RefSeq names its product sodium channel protein 60E-like. The transcript has 4 exons. The record is from RefSeq and is a predicted model, not a curated record. Lineage: Eukaryota; Metazoa; Arthropoda; Insecta; Thysanoptera; Thripidae. Bases 1 to 1635 code for a protein of 544 amino acids.
AUGGGAAGUAAAGCACUCAACACCAUGGGACACACUGACCCCUCAACCCAUUCUUUCACCAUGAGUACACCAAGAACACCAUGGGAAAUGCGGCCAAAAAUCUCGUGGGAUGAAUUUCCCCAUGGGAGCAGCUUCCAUGGGAUCCCAUGCAUGGGAAUUUUGGCCUGGGAGCGGCGCAAGGACCUGACGGACCACCGGGACGACUCGACGUUCAGCUUCGACCCGUCGCACAUCCCCAUCAAGACGCUGGAGAAGGGCAAGGAGGCGCGGAAGAAGAUCGACUCGCGCAAGGGCGUGCUGCUGGCCAGCUACACGCGCAAGAAGUCGCGGCGGCGGAAAAAGACGCGCUCCUCGGGGAGCGGCGGCCGCGGCAACGGCAACGGCGGCGACAACGGCGGCGACGACACGACGUCGCGGCGCUCGGGCGCGUCCCGCUCCGCGACCCCGAGCCCGCGCCACAGCCCGCGGCACAGCCCGCGCCACAGCACCGGCAACCCGGCCGACGCGGCCGCGGAGGCCGAGGCUGUGCGACAGAAGCAGGCGCUGCUGUCCCCGCAGCAGGACGACGGGCAGGUGAUCGGCCAGGAGGACGCGGUGCUGCAGCAGGGCGAGCAGCGGCAGCAGGGCGGCGGCGGCCAGCAGGAGCAGCAGCAGCAGCAGCCGCCGGGGGCGGGGCCGCCGCCGCAGCGAACGCCGGGCCCGCAGCGCAUGCGGCGGGCGCCGCCGGGCGGCAAGGCGCUGUCCCCACCCAUGAGCCACCACGCGCCCCACCCGCUGCCGCCGCACCUGCAGCCCGACAUGCUUCACCCUUACAACGCUCUCGGUGAGUGGAAACGCGACCAGCGCCUCCAGGAGGCGGUGGAGCUGGAGGACGAGCAGACGCAGACGUCGAGCCCCGGCGCGGGUGCGGGCUGGCAGGGGCGCCUGUCGGCCUUCCUGCACGUGCACCGCGGCUCGCGGGCGUCCUCGCGCAAGUCGUCGCGCGCCUCGGACGCGUCGGACCUCUCGGAGCUGGGCGGCGCGUGGCUCAACCUGCCGCUGCUGCUGGUGCAGCCCAACCUGGGGCCGGAGGGCGAGGGCGACCCGGACGCGGACACGACCACCGACGUCAACAUCACCGUGUCGCAGCCGAGCCCGGACCCGAGCUACUCGGGGCGCGGCCUCACGUCGCCUCCCAUCGACCCGCUCUUCAGUCGCGGGGAGAGCCUGACGGAGACGGUGCUCUCCCUGUGCGGCAUCGACCCCGUGAGUAUCAUGGUCACGCAGCCCUCGCCGGACCAGGCGACCGCCCCCGGGCAGCCGUCCACGCCGCCGGACCGCCGCUCCCCCAGGGCGUCGCCCACCUCGCCGGCGUCCUCGGCCGCCAGCACGUCAUCCGUCGGCUGUCCGAGCGACGACCCCGGCGGCUCCACCCCCACCUCCGCCGGACCGACGUCCUCAGCCUUCCAGAGACGCCAGGCGUUCCGACGCGCCAGCGUCGCCUCCGACUCGGCCCUCGUCAACUCGAGGGCGUCCGCGUCCACCUCGGGGGGCCGGCGCCGCUCACCGUACCGCCAGGCCAGCGAGUCCACCGUGGUGCACGUCCUGGUGCACCGCGAGUCGGAGGAGUACGCCGCCGACGACAAAGACAGAUGA